AUGACCACGACACCACCCCUCGCGACGGGUGCCAACCCUCCGAUUCCCGCCGAACAGCUCGCCGCACUUACAUCGCUGCUGUCGGGUCUCACCGCUGCCGCUUCCGGCACUGCCACACCCGCCACGACGUCCGGCACCACUCGCACUGCCUUUCCAAAGCACGCACGCUUGGAUGGUGCGAAGACCUUCGCGAACUGGACACGCCAACUUCGCCUGUGCCUAGCGGACGACAUCCGCUCGUACGUCCUCGACGGUAUCGCACCCGACGACUGGACACCUUCGCAACGCUCCGCUCGCGACGCCGUCGCUCGUGAGGUCCUUGCGAAUUCGAUUGACUCGGCCGAAGUCUCGGCAGUCCUCGACAAAAUCCCUACCGCCGACCUGACAGCGCCGACAAUCUACUCGACGCUGAAAUCGCGGUACGCCCCUGACGACGCCACCCGCACGCUCGAGCUCUUCUCACGACUCUGGGGUUUCCGUCCCAUGCCCGGCACGGUUGCCGAAUUCGACGGGUGGAUCAUGGACUUCAAAGCCGUUGCGCAAGAGAUCAUCGACACAAAGACAACUAUCAAUGAUGUUCUCGCCACACUCCUCCUUGCAAUCGCCCACCCGUCCCUCGAGAGCUUCAAGGCGUCGUUCACCGAUGAACAGCGCACGCAACGAACUCUCCCCGACAUUGAUUCGCUUGCCGACCGUAUGCGAGUCCAACUUCGGUCAACGAACAUCCCCAGCACUCAAUCGGCCCUUCUUGCCUCGUCGUCGUCACGUUCUACUCGUCUCAAGUGUCUCGCCUGUCGCAGCCCUUCGCACCGAGUCGCGGAGUGCCCUACGAGGGCGCAACACCCGCCGCCAGGACCCUGUCGCUCCUGCAAGAAGAAGGAUCACUGGUCUCUCGACUGCAAGAAGGCGCUCGAGGACGGCAAAAAGCCCGACACCGCUGACUCGACCGUCGACUCGCAACACCAUGUCGGAUGUCUCGCCACCGGUCUUCUCGCUCGUCGUCGCCAGCUUCGCAACCACUCUUUUGUCGUCGACUCGGGCGCCACUUCGCACAUGGUCUCGGACAAGUCGCUGUUCACGACCUAUCGCCAUAUCGCUCCUACGAAGAUUGGUGGUAUUGCAGGGGGCAUCAACGCCAUCGGAACGGGAAACAUCGCCUUCAUUGCCGCCUCGGGUCAUCCGAUCACGCUUACCGGCGUGCUGCACACUCCGGGCCUGUUUGUCAAUCUUCUCUCGGUCUCUCGACUUUGCGACACCGACGAUGUCCGUGUCGCCUUCACAAAACACGGCAUCCACAUUGACAAGGACGGCAACGACAUCGCUGAAGGCGCACGACUCGACGAAGGGCUCUACUUGCUGGACGCUGAUCAUUCCAAAUGUCAGCACCUUGCUCUCCUUUCUCGCUCACAGUCGUCCGUGCCCCUGCUGACUCUCCAUCGCUGCCUCGGCCAUCUCGCACCGUCCUCCAUACAGAAGAUGGUUGCCGCUGGUUUGCUGGAGGGUCUCAGGGCCGGAUAUAGUGACGAAGAGGUAGAGAAGUUUGUCUGCAAUGCUUGCCUCAGCGCAAAGGGCCAUCGUCUUCCCUUUCCCGAUUCGGAUUCGCACUCCUCAGAGAGACUCGGCCUUGUACACAGCGAUGUGCUUUCCUUCCCCGAGCGGUCCUUGACUGGCAAACGUUACCUGGUCACAUUCCUUGACGAUUACUCGCGCAAACUCUGGGCCUACGCAAUCGGACACAAAAGCGAAGUCUUCGGCAUAUUCAAAACUUGGCUAGCCGAGGUUGAACUCGAGACGGGUGCGACGCUGAAGGUCCUCCGAACCGACAACGGUGGCGAAUACUGUUCGAGAGCGUUCACAGAGUUCUGCAAGACACGAGGCACCCGUCGACAAUACUCUAUCCCACGCACGCCUCAACAGAACGGUCGUGCAGAGCGGGUCAAUCGUUCCAUUGUCGAAGGCGUCCUUGCCCUCCUUGUCGACGCCCACCUACCCAAGACAUUCUGGGAGGAGGCUGCAGCUUAUUUCGUUUACUGCAAGAACCUGUGUCAACACGCGGCCCUGGACAAGGCAACACCAAACUCCGUCUGGCAGGGUGACCACACCACUGCCUCGGCGCUUCACCCGUUCGGCUGUACAGCUUGGCUUACGGUCGCGCCCGAACUUCGCUCCAAACUCGACCCGAAGGCGGUUCGCGUUUUUUUCACCGGCUACGACCUGGCUUCAAAAGCCUUUCGCUUCUACGACACUACAACACAGAAGAUUAUACUUGGCAGAAAUGCCACGUUCCUCGACACUGAAUUCCCCGGAUUACAUGGCGACCCCACUGAGCAAGACGGCGACACGCACUUCGCCAGCGCUCCCACCACCGAAUCUCAAACCGUUGUCAAGACAUGGACCCCACUAGUAAGGUCGGCGCACAUGGACGUCUCAUCCCCCCUUGAUGAUUCUGCCAUGAGCGCCGUUGACGUGGCCCCAGGGUACACUGGCGGAACCUUACUUAACUUCACAGAUGCCGAAUCGUCCUCGUCACCGUCGCCUGCGUCGCCCUCAUCACCGUCGUCUGCGCCAUCGCCUGCACUUUCACCAUCGUCGGCUGCGUCAUCGUCACCCUCGGCCUUACCGACCGACUCUGAAGACUCCGCCGAUCCCCUCGACCUCCUCGGCUCACAGCCCCAGGUUCGCCUCGAUCUACAGGACGUGCACCACCCAGACUUCAGCACGUACCGCGAGCCCGCAUCGGCUGAGGAGUCGCCCGACGAACUCGACCUCAUUGGGCGCCACUCUCGCGACGAAUCUCCGGACGAAAUCGAUUUCCUCACCCGACACCACCGCGCCUUCAUCGCCAUCGACGACGACACCUCUGACACAGAGGCAAUUCAGCCAGUCAAGUCCAUCACGAGCGACCCACAGACCUGGCGCGAGGCGAUGUCUAGCGACAAGCGUGAAGUAUGGGCCAAAGCCGCCACCGACGAGUUCACCUCCAUGCGCGACGACUUCAAGGUCUUCACCAUCGAGGACCGAGCCACGGUGCCCGCGGGUGCGACUAUCGUUACAUCCAAGUUCGUCUGGAAAACGAAACGGAACGCACUCGGCGAAGUCACUGGACACAAGGCAAGGCUGGUCGCGCAAGGCAAUCGGCAACGCGACGGCAUCGACUUCAACGAAACGUUCGCACCGGUCGCACGCUUCUCCUCGAUACGCUCACUCCUCGCGCUGGCGGCCGCCAACGGCUUGCACGUGCACCAGGCGGACAUCGACAAAGCAUAUCUGCAUGGCGACCUUGACCACGACAUCUGGAUGACGGCACCGCGCGGCUUCGACCUUCCCAGCGACAAGGUGCUUCGCCUGCGACGCUCCAUCUACGGGCUCAAACAGGCUGGCCGAAUCUGGAAUCGACACAUCGACGCUUCGCUUCGGGCCCUCGGUUACACGGCGACGGGCACCGACCACUGCGUAUACUCUUGGCUCGAUGAUCGUCAAUGUCCACACUACAUCGCACUGUACGUCGACGACCUCCUGAUGAUCAGCCCGGAACUGGCCGAAAUCGAACGUGUCAUCUCAGGCCUGGACCAACGCUACGGAGUCAAGCGCCUCGGCCCGGCCGAGUAUAUCCUCGGCAUCCAGAUCAGGCGGUUCGACGACGGCUCUAUCGCCCUAUCCCAGGAACGGUACAUCAUGGACGUGCUCGCUCGGUUCCACUUCGACACCACGACUCGCGGCACUACAGUUCCGAUGACUCCCGGCCUUUCGCUCACUGCUAUCCCGGGUCAAGGCACCGAACGGAUCAGGUCAUGGUAUCUGCAGGCUAUCGGCUCGCUCCUCUACAUUUCGCUCGGUACCCGCCCUGACAUCGCCUUCGCCGUGUCCUACCUGGCCCGCUUCGCCAACAACCCCGGUCGUCGUCAUUGGAUUGCGGUCAAGCACAUCCUACGCUAUCUCCGGGCCACGUAUCGCAACGAACUCGUGUAUGCUCGCGGCCAGGCUCGCAUCACGGGUGUGGUAGGCUACUCCGACGCGAACUGGGGGGCCUGCAUCGACACAUCGGUGUCCACCAUGGGCUACGUCUUCUACAUCGCUGGCUCGGCCGUGUCCUGGUCGUCCAAACGCCAGUCUCGAGUUGCCGAUUCGACCACCGACGCUGAAUACCUCGCCCUCUCGCAUGCUGGCAAGGAAGGGAUUUACCUCAGUCAGCUGCUCGAAGAGCUCCAUGUACAACCUGUUGCACCGGCUCACAUCUUUACUGACAACGAAGCCGCUGCUGCAGUUGCUCACGAUCCUGUCCGCGUCUCUGGCACUCGGCACAUACGCUUGCGUGAGCACUUCGUUCGGGACAUGGUGAAUCGGGGCGACAUCUCUCUCUCGCAUGUGGGUACCAGCGACAUGGUGGCCGACAUCUUCACCAAGGCUCUCGGCCCAAAGGUCUUCUCAACGCACUGCUACGCCCUCGGCCUUCGCACUCGACACCCGCGGCUUGGGUCUGCCUCGCAUUCGCGUGGGGGGGGGGUGUGA
Messenger RNA from Microbotryum saponariae, 4509 nucleotides. NCBI's taxonomy places the organism in Eukaryota, Fungi, Basidiomycota, Microbotryomycetes, Microbotryales, Microbotryaceae. The record is from the annotation of a GenBank genome assembly.